ACCAAUCAGAAUUGAGGAUUAUGCUUCGACAACAAACAAAAGAUCGAGUUUACCCGAGGAGAUUUGUCGGUGUCCAUCUAGCUAGCUAGACAGUUUGUUUCCUUUGAUUAUACGAGAUCAGUCUGCUUAUUCGAAACGUCAACUCGUCCCAAAAUGCUGUACUGUAGCAUUAUCUAGUUAACGUAUUAGCUUUUGUCGUUGAAUUCGAGGUUACCCUGAUUUCUGUGUCAGCUAGGCUAGCUACAAGCUAAUGUCAGCCACAAAAAGCAAGCCAUCAUAGCCAACUAGCUCGCAAGCUACUUGUUUGUGGCUAGUGCUUUAGCCAGCUAGCAAUUGAGCUAGCCGAGCUAACGUUGGCAACUAGUGAGGGGUAACUUAGCUAGCUAAUUUUAUAGUUAGCUUGUUGAGAUUAAUUGUUGUAGUGGCUGAUAAGCCAUUAAGAUUUAGAACAGGUUAAUAGCCAUGUCUGGACAGUCAUCGGGCUGUGGGUUUCUUAUGUCGGUUGUUGUUCACGGAGACUCGACUCUGAACGAGCAGGAAAAGGAGCUCAACCAGCGACUCCGACGGCUUUAUCCAGCAGUAAAUGAAAAUGAGACCCCACUUCCUCGAUCAUGGAGUCCCAAGGACAAGUUCAGUUAUAUUGGCCUAUCACAGAACAAUCUCCGAGUGCAUUAUAAAGGUCAUGGAAAGACCCCUAAAGACGCAGCGUCAGUGCGGGCCACACACCCCAUCCCUGCCGCGUGUGGCGUAUACUACUUUGAGGUGAAGAUCAUCAGCAAAGGCCGAGAUGGGUACAUGGGUAUCGGUCUCUCAGCUCAAGGUGUCAACAUGAACAGACUCCCUGGUUGGGACAAGCACUCAUAUGGUUACCACGGAGACGAUGGCCACUCAUUCUGCUCUUCUGGUACUGGGCAACCUUACGGGCCCACAUUCACAACGGGCGAUGUGAUUGGCUGCUGUGUCAACCUCAUCAACAACACAUGUUUCUACACAAAGAAUGGCCACAGCUUGGGAAUCGCUUUUACUGAUCUACCACCCAACCUGUAUCCCACUGUGGGACUACAGACCCCAGGGGAAGUGGUGGAUGCUAACUUUGGCCAGCACCCUUUUGUGUUCGACAUUGAGGACUACAUGCGCGAGUGGAGGACUAAAAUCCAGGCCCAAAUCGACAGGUUUCCUAUUGGAGAACGGGAGGGAGAGUGGCAGUCCAUGAUCCAGAAAAUGGUGGCGUCCUACUUGGUCCAUCACAGCUAUUGUGCCACAGCUGAAGCCUUCGCCAAAUCCACUGACCAGGCUGUGCACGAGGAGCUGGCCUCCAUCAAAAACAGGCAGAAAAUCCAGAAGCUGGUGCUGUCAGGCAGAAUGGGAGAGGCCAUCGAGACGACCCAACAGCUCUACCCCAGUCUUCUGGAGAGGAACCCUGACCUCAUGUUCAUGUUGAAAGUGAGACAGUUUAUAGAGAUGGUAAACGGGACAGACAGUGAGGUGAGGUGUUUGGGUGGACGGAGCCCCAAGUCCCAGGACAGCUACACAGGUUCACCCCGCAACUUCAGUAGUCCCAGCCACAAAGCCAGUGGCUCUCAGGCCUACCUCACAGGGUCCGACAGCAACUGCUGCAAUGGAGUGACCUCCAGUAAGACCCACCCAUCCCCCUCCCAUUACAGCCACAAGCCCUGCACCCCGGGACCCGCCCUCCCCGCAGCAGAGGUCAGCCUCAAUGGCAGCAGCAGCCAACCCCUCAACACCAGUACUGAUGUGGACAUGGAAGAGGAUCAUUUCAGUAAUGGAGUGACCGAGUCAUCCUCUAACGGCUUCCUCAACGGCAGCUCCAAACACGGAGCCGAGCCAGAGGACUGCGACGCAGACAUGGAGGUGGAGUCCACCCAGUCCAAGAGGCAACUGUGUGGGGGGAGCCAGGCAGCCAUCGAGAGGAUGAUUCACUUUGGCCGGGAGCUCCAGAGCAUGAGCGAGCACCUGCGUCGCGAGUGUGGCAAAAACUCUGCCAACAAGAAGAUGCUCAAGGAUGCGUUCAGCCUGCUGGCUUACUCUGACCCCUGGGGCAGCCCUGUGGGAUAUCAGCUUGAUUCAAUCCAGAGAGAGCCGGUUUGCUCCACCCUCAACAGUGCAAUAUUAGAGACUCAUAACCUUCCCAAGCAACCCCCUCUGGCCCAGGCUGUGGGCCAGGCCGCCCAAUGCCUGUCAAUCAUGGCGCGCUCCGGCAGCGGUUCCUGCGCCUUCGCCUCCGUGGACGAUUACUUGCACUAGUUGCAACACGCGCGCGCACACACACACAUACAUAUAUACACACACACAAACAAAGGUCUGUUUAGUUAAAAACUCUCUUAGCUCCUAGACCCUUGUGUAUGCUUAAAGGACCAAAUAGGUGUGAUGAGAGCUCCACCUUUUUCUCUGAUGGACCGAGGUGAAAUGCUUCCCACUUGUCCAGUCCUCGCAAGCUACAGAGGUCAAGCGUGUAGGAGCUGGUGGCCGACUAGACAGUCUUAGGACACACGAAUACACGCCGCUCACCCCCCCAUCAACUUAAAUCUCAAUCCCCAUAUUUUGGCUAGCUGUGCUAGGUUGCAUACAGGCUUCACAAGACUCCUAAACCAUUUGGUUGACUGCAGAGAGACUAGCCAUAAGUAGCCAUCAAGCAAGCGAACUUGAUCUGCUCAAACACGGAUCGUCUUUGUGGGGUAGGGUUAGGGCUAACCCCCUUUCUCUUUUCUCACUUUAGAGACCAUGCCAAUCUCGGUCUAAACACCCCCCCCCCCCCAUUGUCAUACUUCUAUUUGCCAUUGGUUCACAAACUUGAGAUUGUGCUGAUGGCAGGGGUGGGGGGCAAUACAACCACAGACAAAAAACAGUGCUCUGGUACAUGUUGUUGUGUCCUCCAGGGCUAAUUAAAUGCAUAAUAUUUGGCUCCCUAGCGGCUAGUCAACAACUACUUAUCCUAAAUAUCAGAGAUUGCAACGUAUGUAGACGUGAACUUUGAAGAAGCCAGCGGGAAACUACAGUCUCCUUUUUCUCCUUUUGUUUUUAAUCUUGUUUAUAUUUUUGGGGUAAAGUGUGGAAAAGAAGAGUAAAGUGAGGGCGACUAGGCUCUGGUUCUGUAUCCUGGUUUACACAGCAUGGUGCAAAUUAUUAUUUUGACCUGCUUAUACAGUAUAUUUGUUGAGUGCCGGUAAGAGUGAAAUCCACCAAAUAAUAAAGGUCCCAAUCCCACCAAUCCUUGA
Messenger RNA from Osmerus eperlanus (European smelt), 3236 nucleotides. It is a transcript of the gene ranbp9, whose product is annotated as RAN binding protein 9. Bases 463 to 2265 code for a protein of 600 amino acids. NCBI's taxonomy places the organism in Eukaryota, Metazoa, Chordata, Actinopteri, Osmeriformes, Osmeridae. The record is from RefSeq and is a predicted model, not a curated record. The transcript is spliced from 14 exons. Gene Ontology annotation, molecular function: protein binding.